AUGUUGCCCAGAACAAGUUUUGCUCCAUUAAAUAGAUCUAUUGGUCUGGUAUCUCGUAGGACAUUCCAAAGUUCAGCAAAAAGAUGUCUGACUAUUCCAUUUUUACCUGUUCUACCACAAAAGCCAGGUGGCGUUGUUGGUACUCCAAAUGAUGCAUAUAUCCCACCUCCAAUUUCAAAGAUGGAAGGACAAGUUCAUUGGUGGUUAGAAAAGGCAUUUGCAGUUACUACUUUACCAUUAGCUGCUACUGCCAUAAUUUCAGGUCCGUUAUCGACUACAUAUGACUCGAUAUUUUCUGUUGCGUUAUUAGGUUAUUGUUACAUGGAAUUCCAUUCUUGUAUUACAGAUUAUAUUUCAAAAAGAGUAUAUGGUAAGUUCCAUAAUUAUGCGUUAUAUUUGUUAGGUGGUGGUUCUUUAAUCUCUUUAUUCGGAAUUUAUAAAUUAGAGAAUGAAGGUGAAGGUGUCACAGGAUUAAUUCAUUCUUUAUGGACUGGUAAAACCACCGUUAAGGAAACUGUUGAACCUGUCAAAUAA
This is a messenger RNA of Maudiozyma saulgeensis, 534 nucleotides long. Lineage: Eukaryota; Fungi; Ascomycota; Saccharomycetes; Saccharomycetales; Saccharomycetaceae. The record is from the annotation of a GenBank genome assembly.